Molecule: messenger RNA, 1668 nt
Organism: Aspergillus puulaauensis
Lineage: Eukaryota; Fungi; Ascomycota; Eurotiomycetes; Eurotiales; Aspergillaceae
Product: inorganic phosphate transporter
Exons: 5
Coding region: 1-1668 (555 amino acids)
Biological process (GO): phosphate ion transmembrane transport
Cellular component (GO): membrane
Molecular function (GO): protein binding
Source: RefSeq, a predicted model, not a curated record
AUGGCACUCCACCAGUAUGACUACAUCUUCGCGGUGACGACCAUAUUCGCCUUUCUCGAUGCCUGGAACAUAGGGGCCAACGAUGUCGCCAACUCCUUCGCCUCGUCGGUCUCCUCGCGGUCCCUGACUCUCAAGCAGGCGAUGGUGAUCGCUGCCUGCAUGGAAUUCGCCGGGUCCGUCAGUGUAGGCUCGCGAGUCGCCGAAACCGUGCGAGAGCGGAUUAUCGAUCCCCAGUUGUACGAGGCUGAGCCGGCCGUGCUCAUGCUCGCCAUGAUGUGCGCCAUCAUCGGGUCGUCGACCUUUUUGACGAUCGCGACGCGCUUCGGACUGCCGGUUAGCACGACGCACUCGAUCAUCGGCGGCCUGGUCGGUGCGGGCACGGCCUCGGUUGGGAUAAAGCAGAUACACUGGGGCUGGCAUGGUGUCGCGCAGGUGUUUGCAGCCUGGGGGGUUGCUCCUGGGAUAGCAGGGGCACUCGGCGCAAUCAUGUUUCUCAUCACGAAGCGGUUCGUGUUGUCGAGCAAAUACGCCGUGCACAGAGCUCUCUUCUCCAUCCCGAUCUACUCCUUCUUUGCGAUCGGGGGAUUAACCAUGCUCAUCGUGUGGAAGGGCAUCCAGCUCGACGUCGAGCUGAACGCCAUGCAGGUCUCCGUCUCCGUGAUAACCGUCGCAACCGGCUGUGUGAUCCUGCAAAUCCUCUUCCUGCUCCCCUACCUGUGGCGCCGCGUCAUGAACGAGGACUGGCAACUGAAAUGGUACGAUAUCUGGCGCGGGCCCUUCCUGCUCACGCGGCCUCUCCCAAGCCCUCCCCCAGCCGGACGCAGCAGCCUCAAUAUAAAAGACUACUACCGGGGCCACCUCACCCAAGACGAGCUCAAAUGCCUGCGCGCCUCAGAACACCUCCUCCAAUCCAUCCAAUCCACAAACUACAACGACCCAGAACGCCUAGACGGCCAACCUCCCGGGAUCGUCGACGGCAUCCCUCCCCGCCCCCCGGGUCCAUGGACAAGCUGGCCGGUGAUCUGGUGGACCAUCCAACGCAUCCUCUACCACGGGCUGGAGCAAGACGUAAUCCAGGCGCAGAAGCGGCAGACCGUGUUAACGUGGGACAUCCAGGACAUGCACGCGCGGGCGUCGCGCUUCGAUAACAGGGCCGAGUACAUGUACAGCUCGUUACAGAUCUUAACCGCGGCAACGGCGUCCUUCGUGCACGGGGCCAACGACGUCGCGAAUGCAAUUGCGCCGUUUGCAACCACGUAUAUCGUUUGGCAGAGCGGGGAGAUCCAGAGCCACGUCCCUGUGCCGACGUGGGUGUUAUGCUUCGGCGGCGGCGCCAUUGUGCUCGGCCUCAUGACAUACGGAUACCAUCUCAUGCGCAAUCUCGGAAACAGACUGACCCUGAUGUCGCCGUCGCGCGGGUUCUGCAUGGAACUGAGCAGCGCCAUGACUAUCUUGAUCGCGACGCGGCUGAGACUGCCAGUGUCAACGACACAAUGCAUAGCCGGGGCGUCAAUUGGCGUCGGUCUGGCGAACGGCGACUGGCGCUGCAUCAACGUGCGUCUUGUUGCGUGGAUCUACUUUGGCUGGGUGAUUACGGUGCCUGUGACGGCGCUGUUGUCGGGGAUGCUGAUGGGGUUGAUUUUGAAUGCGCCGCGGUGGCCAUCGUAA